Messenger RNA from Daktulosphaira vitifoliae (grape phylloxera), 1197 nucleotides. RefSeq names its product adhesive plaque matrix protein-like. The record is from RefSeq and is a predicted model, not a curated record. Lineage: Eukaryota; Metazoa; Arthropoda; Insecta; Hemiptera; Phylloxeridae. The transcript is spliced from 2 exons. Bases 130 to 861 code for a protein of 243 amino acids. Gene Ontology annotation, cellular component: extracellular matrix.
AUAUGGACCGCCCGGUCCUCAACUUUGUUCGUAUAUAAACCGAAAACCGUGUGCUCUUAGUCGUACAAUCAUCCCAUUCGAAGUAAGUGGACCGGUUCGAUUUGUACACUCCAAGAAUAUAAGGAAACAAUGUCGUUUAAACAUUUAAUCGUAGUGGUCUGCCUGAUGGUUGCUAUUAAGGCAAUUUCAGUGCCUACUUAUCCUUCAGGUCCUUCAUAUCCGUCGGCUCCUACAUACAAACCAGCCUUAACAUAUAAGCCAGCACCAGCAUAUCUCUCAGCUCCAUCUUAUUCCCCACGUCCAUCAUAUGCUUCAGCGCCAACUUAUGCACUAGCACCAACAUAUGCACCGCCACCAUCUUAUUCGCCAGCACCAUUGUAUUCGCCUGCACCAUCAUACUCACCUGCACCAUCAUAUGCACCUGCACCUUCAUAUUCACCAGCACCAUCGUAUCAACCUGCACCUUCGUAUCAACCAGCACCAUCGUAUCAACCAGCACCAUCGUAUCAACCAGCACCAUCGUAUCAACCAGCUUAUAAGCAAUACGAACCAGAGUACACACCAAGACCAUAUAACUUUGAAUACUCUGUUAACGACUAUUACACCGGUGAUGUUAAAAGCCAAGCUGAAUACAGUGACGGUAAGAAUGUCAAGGGUUACUACAGUUUGAUUGAGCCUGAUGGCACCAAGAGGAUUGUCGAGUACACCGCUGACGAAAACGGUUUUAAUGCUGUAGUUAAGAAAGAAGGUACACCAACUUAUGCACCCGCUCCAGCUUACAACAAACCAGCACCAGCCUACAAGCCAGCACCUUCUUAUGCGCCAGCUCCAACGUACGCGCCUGCGCCAGCUUACCCAUAGACUCCAAUUUUAAGACUCACUCCUAGUGAUACUUUUCCGAUGGCUAAAAUGCCAUCAUGUAUAAAACCAUUAGAGAUUAAGCUACUAUUCUUGUCAUUGUCUGUCAGUAUUAAGUAUUUUUUUAUUCGUACACAAAAUUAUGCUAGUGUAAUUUUAUUGACACUGUAACUGUCAUAAUAAAGUGUACAUAAAUCUUGUAUGUAAUGUUUAACAUACAAUUUGUUUUGUUUUUACUUCUGCUUGCUUUAUUUUCGCUACUAUUUUAUAAUGCUAAUAAAAUAAAAUAUAAAACAAAAUGAAAAAAAAAAACUACUUAAAUACUUAUUUACUUAUUUU